Diospyros lotus (date-plum) is the source of this 2196-nucleotide messenger RNA. Its product is annotated as serine/threonine-protein kinase STY46-like. The transcript has 14 exons. The record is from RefSeq and is a predicted model, not a curated record. Lineage: Eukaryota; Viridiplantae; Streptophyta; Magnoliopsida; Ericales; Ebenaceae. The coding region runs from base 383 to 1924 and encodes 513 amino acids. Gene Ontology annotation, molecular function: protein kinase activity; ATP binding. Gene Ontology annotation, biological process: protein phosphorylation.
UACAUACCUGUAUACAUACGGAACGGAGCCACGGAGACAGAGAAACAAAAGGGAAGAGGAAAGCAAGGACGAGUCCAGACGAGGCGUUCCGCGGAAGACUGACUUCGCUUUUUGUUUGCGCUCUCUCUCUCUCUCUCUCUCUCUCUCUCUCCCCGGGGCCCCGAAAUUGUUAGUUAGAGGCGUUGAAUUUGAAGUCGGUUUCGCCUCGUCUUAGCAGUUGUUUUCGCUUUGUGCGUCGAAUCUUCGGCUCACUUCAACUUCGAGCGAUCGAGUUUGCUCGUUUGCUUUAGAAUGUAGUUGCGGAAUCGGAAUCGAGACGAUCGUCGUUUUCUCUGGCUUGUUUGUUUAUUUGAGGUAUUGAUUUUGACCUGUUUAACCGGCGAUGGAAGACACGGAGAGCUGUAGUAGCAGAGCGUCGGAAUCGGUUUCGGCUCAGAGCCGGAAGCGGAGACAGAAGGUUGAGGUUUAUCACGAGAUUGUUCGGAGGCUCAGAGAUUCGGAUCACGAAGAGGCUAGUCAGCCUGGUUUCGAGGACGAGCUUUGGGCUCACUUUAAUCGGCUUCCGAUUAGAUAUGCCAUGGAUGUUAACGUAGAGAGGCCUGAAGAUGUUCUUAUGCACAAGAAAUUAUUGCAUCUGGCAUAUGACUCUGCCACUAGACCUGCAUUUGAAGUCCGCCUUGUGCAGGUUCAUCCUGUUUCUGAAGUAAGUUGCAGUGACUCUGUUCAUUCAAACUUCAUAAAGAAAGAGGAAGCACAUAGUUCUGAUUUUCCCUGCGGGUGGAGCAUCCAUCCACCAUUUGCUUUUGGCUUGCUACCAAACCUUGAAGCUGUGCUGGAAGCAAACAAAUCAAGCAGUCAAGUUGGAGUUGAUGGUAAUCUGCACAUUUUUCGGCAUUUAUACGAGAUCACAAUUUCGACGGUUGACAAGCCAAAACUCCUCAGUCAGUUAACUUCAUUGCUUUCUGAGAUUGGGCUGAAUAUCCAAGAAGCACAUGCUUUUUCUACUUCAGAUGGUUACUCGUUGGAUGUUUUUGUUGUCGAUGGCUGGGGGCCCGAGGAAACAGAGCAACUUAGAACUGUAUUGUUGAAGGAAAUUCCAAAAAUUGAGAAGCUAUCUAGGUCAAAAAAUCAAAUAUCUCCUGCUGGGGAUUUGUGGCAAACGGGUAGUGAGCUUUAUCUUGACCAUGUGAACAUACCAACUGAUGGCAUUGAUGUAUGGGAAAUUGAUCCCAAGCGGUUGAAAUUUGAACGGAAAAUUGCUUCGGGAUUAUAUGGAGAUUUGUAUAAAGGUACUUUCCACAGCCAGGAUGUAGCCAUCAAAGUUCUUAAUGCUGAGUAUCUAAAUGAAGAUGUGAGAAGGGACUUUGCUCAGGAAGUAUAUAUAUUGAGGUUUAUUACUUAUAUUCUCGUGAAACACCUGUCUAUGAUUUACUUGCUAAAGUUGGUAAUUUUUCACAACAUCUUGAAUAAUGGUCUUGUUGUCAAAGUAGCUGAUUUUGGUGUUGCCAGAGUGCAAACAACAUCUGGAGUGAUGACUGCUGAAACUGGAACUUACCGGUGGAUGGCUCCAGAGGUUAUCGAACACAAGCCUUAUGGUCGCAAGGCUGAUGUUUUCAGCUUUGGAAUUGUACUAUGGGAGCUGCUAACAGGAAAGCUUCCCUAUGAAUAUUUGACCCCGUUACAAGCAGCCAUUGGUGUGGUUCAGAAGGGUCUGAGGCCUAUAGUACCAAAGCACACUCAUCCAGUGAUGGUGGAAUUGCUUGAAAGAUGUUGGCAACAAGACCCAUCAUUGAGGCCAGAAUUCUCCGAGAUAAUAGAGAUCUUGCAACAAAUUUCAAAGAAGUUUGCAGAAGAAGAGAGGACUGAUAAAAAGAUGAUCCAGGUAGGAGAAAUUCCUGAACAAGUGGAUAGAGGUGGCCAGUGAAGAAGCAAGAGAACAAGAAUGUUUUGUAAUGUUUUAACAUAAAUGGCCAGUACGUUCCGUACGUAGCGUCAAUUUGGACUCGGUUCCUAGACCAUAAUGUCUGUCCUAACUGUCCCUUGGGCGCCCCGGGCGGCGGCGGGCUGGUUGGGUGUGGGGUGUGGCGGAGGAACGUUAUAUUUAUGAGUAAAUAAUGGUCAACUUUCAGCCCCAUCCAUCCCUCUGCUUCUUCAUCAGGAGACUUGUAUUUGAUGUGCCAAUUGUUUUGUUUAUUA